UCUAGCAGCCGACAGCCACUGUGCGCCGUGCCACGCGAGGAGAGCAGGCCACUGCUUUCGAUCUCCGUCAGUCAGAAGCGUUCAGAGUGCUGACCUUGACGGCGCGGCGUUUCUUCCUCCCCGAUCUUGCCGAAAUCCCACGAGCCAUGGCGUCAGCAACCAAGAUCGUGGGCAUCACCACCAACUCCCUGCUCAAGGCUGCGCCGGUGUCGCUGUCAUCGGCCGCGCCGUCCAGGCACAACUCAUGGUGGUCCCACGUUCAGAUGGGUCCCCCCGACCCAAUCCUGGGUGUGACCGAGGCGUACAAGCGCGACCAGAAUCCCAACAAGAUCAAUCUUGGUGUUGGAGCGUACCGUGAUGACAACGGCAAACCUUUCGUUCUGCCAAGUGUACUUGAGGCUGAAGAGCGCAUGCGCAAGAAGGCACUGGACAAGGAGUAUGCUCCCAUCUCUGGUCCUGCUGAUUUCUGCAAACACAGCAUUGCACUUGCUCUGGGUGAAGACAGUGAACAUCUGAAGAACUCUCUGAAUGCUACAGUACAGGGUAUUUCGGGAACUGGGUCCCUGCGUAUUGGUGGUGCUUUCCUUCAACGAUUCUUCCCUGGGUCGAAAGACAUCUACCUGCCAACUCCUUCCUGGGGAAACCACACACCCAUUUUCAAGGAUUCUGGACUUAAUGUAAAGCAGUACCGUUACUAUGACCCUGCUACCUGCGGACUUAACUUCCAGGGUGCUCUGGAUGACAUUUCAAAAAUCCCUGAGAAAUCUAUUAUCUUACUGCAUGCCUGUGCACACAACCCAACUGGUGUGGACCCCAAGCCAGAGCAGUGGAAGGAGCUUUCAAAGCUCAUCAAGGACAAAAAAUUGUUCCCCUUCUUCGAUAUGGCCUACCAGGGCUUUGCAUCAGGUGAUGUUGCCCGUGAUGCGUUCGCUGUGAGGCUUUUUGUGAAGGAAGGUCACCACAUUGCUCUUGCGCAGUCCUAUGCCAAGAAUAUGGGCCUCUAUGGUGAGCGUGCGGGAGCAUUCUCUCUCGUUGCUGGCAGCAAACAAGAAGCUGACACUGUCAUGUCCCAGCUGAAGAUUCUUGUCCGACCUAUGUAUUCCAACCCUCCCGUUCAUGGAGCAAGAAUUGUGGCUGAAAUCCUUGGUGAUGCUUCUUUGAAGGCCACUUGGCUGAAGGAUGUGAAGGGAAUGGCAGACCGUAUCAUUUCUAUGAGGACACAGCUCAAGGAUAACUUAAAGAAGGAGGGAUCGUCCCACAACUGGACUCACAUCACUGACCAAAUUGGAAUGUUCUGCUUCACUGGCAUGAAGCCCGAUCAGGUUGAACGGCUUACCAAGACUUUCAGUGUUUACCUUACCAAGGAUGGACGCAUUUCUAUGGCUGGAGUCACCAGCAAGAAUGUUGGAUACCUCGCAAAGGCUAUGCAUGAGGUCACCAAGUAAAUUUCCUGAAAACACCUUUUUUAUAUGCCCCCCCCCCCUUCCCCUGUUGCCCCCUUUUAAAAUGCCAAACUUUUUAAUGUAUUUUACUGUGCAUUUGUUAAACUGUAAGUUACCUGUACAAUUUAGUAUAUAUAUGUUACUUGUGAUGUAUGAAUCUGUCCACAAAGAAAACCAAUCACAUCAGAUCUCUAGUCGCACUCAAUCAAAUGCAUUCUUAAAGCUAUCUAAAUCAAAUUAAUGCAACAUUCCUGCAAACUGUUGUGCACCUAUUUUUAUAAUAGAAAAUGUUGAUGCAUUUGAUGUUCCGGUACAGUUGUAAAGACAUGCCUAUAAAGCCUUUAUGAAUAAAAAACAAUUCCUCACUGUUUAAA
Molecule: messenger RNA, 1816 nt
Organism: Thrips palmi
Lineage: Eukaryota; Metazoa; Arthropoda; Insecta; Thysanoptera; Thripidae
Gene: Got2
Product: aspartate aminotransferase, mitochondrial
Exons: 9
Coding region: 147-1445 (432 amino acids)
Biological process (GO): biosynthetic process; L-aspartate catabolic process
Cellular component (GO): mitochondrion
Molecular function (GO): pyridoxal phosphate binding; L-aspartate:2-oxoglutarate transaminase activity
Source: RefSeq, a predicted model, not a curated record